This is a messenger RNA of Populus trichocarpa (black cottonwood), 1906 nucleotides long. Its product is annotated as FCS-Like Zinc finger 8. The coding region runs from base 669 to 1574 and encodes 301 amino acids. The record is from RefSeq and is a predicted model, not a curated record. Lineage: Eukaryota; Viridiplantae; Streptophyta; Magnoliopsida; Malpighiales; Salicaceae. The transcript is spliced from 3 exons.
GUCGAAGGACGCAUAAAAAGAAACAUUAAGAUAAAAAGAGAGAGAAAGCAAAGCCAGGAGAGGGAAGAAAGAAAAGAGAGCAAAACAAAAACACAAAACUUCUUUUGUCACUGGUGGUGUCUGAGGCAUGCACGUCUGGUCUGUUGAUCAUGACUUUUGGGGGUCUCUUUGCAUGUCUGUUCUAUGAACUCAGGGAUUCCUGCUGAUGAAUCGAGGUUUAAAGAGAUAGAACUUCGGGGAAAAAGUGAAUCAUUUUCUUCCUCUUUUUUUUUUUUUUUGUAUUUCAGUUGAUGUUUGGAAAUGGAAGUGAUGACAGAGCUAUAGUGGAAGCAGAGGGGUUCUUGGAUCCUAUUCUCCGCUCUGUUGUUUCUGGGUUUACUUAAUAUUGUGAUUUUGACUGUACUAGCACCAGUCUUUUGCAUCUCUUUCCCUAGUAUAAAUCUUCAAAGAAGCCACUUAUUCAAGAGUUUCUUGCAUAUUUCUGAGCUUGAAGCUGGUCUUGAUCUUAGCCCUUAUUCAAGAGUUUCUUGCAUAUUUCUGAGCUCGAAGCUGGUCUUGAUCUUAGCCCCUGGAAUUCAUGCAUACUUCUGGGUAAAAAGCAAAAAUCCUUCCAGUAUUCGAUUUAUGCUCAAAAAGAGAUAAGAGCAGCAGCAAGCAAGCAAGCUCUAAUGUCACAGCAUAGCUCAAUCCCAUCUCCGACAGACAAGUUCAGAAAACCUACUUCAUUUCCGAAAUUGCUAACCGCCUUCACGUUCAAGAACUUCUCAGAAACGUCAGAGGCAAUUAUGAGCCCAACUUCAAUUCUUGAUAGCAAGCCCUUCUCAGGCCUCAAAAACCCCUUCUGGCCUGACCCAAACCCCAGUCCUAAAACCCCGGAACCUGAGACCAGGCGCCACUGGGACAAACUAGACGCGAAAGGCAUUGGCCUUGGCAUUGUUGAUGCUCUUGAUGAUGAAAAAACUGACUCCAAUUUGUCGAAACCAGAAAGCAGAACAGUUCUGUUUGGCUCACAACUAAAGAUCCAAAUCCCUCCCUUUCCCCCAUCAUUUCUUUCAACAACAGAUCAAUCUCCCAAAUCUCCAGGUGAAUUUGGUAUUAAAACAAGAAACUCUCAAUUGGGUUCUUUCUCUUCUGGGUAUUCCCCUUCCCCAGUGAAAAAAUCAUUAUUCGGAUCAGCUAAUUCGGGUAUGGAAACUCCUAAUUCUCCCCGGGUCUUCGCCGGGUGUCUUUCUGCUAGUGAAAUGGAGCUCUCUGAGGAUUAUACUUGUGUAAUAACCCACGGGCCUGUUCCUAGAACUACUCAUAUUUUUGACAACUGCAUUGUCGAGAGCUGCUGUGGUGUUGUUGGCUUCUCUACUUCUUUAAAGAAAGACAAUAAUAGAUUUUUGGGUGAUGGGUCAAGUUACCCGCCUAAUAAUUUCUUAAGCUUCUGCUCUGCUUGCAAGAACAAUCUUGAGCAGGGAAAAGACAUUUACAUGUACAGAGGGGAAAGAGCAUUCUGCAGCAGUGAAUGCCGGUACCAGGCGAUGCAGUUAGAGGAGGGAAUAGAUGGAGUGGAUCCAGAUGAUGCUUAAUUAUGGAACUUGUUCCUGAUACUAGUUUUCAUAAUUUUGAGCAGUCUUCCUUCCCUGAAAGCUGGACCAACCCAGGAAAUAAACCGACUGCUCUCUUAUAAGGGUAACUUUGCAGGACUACUACCUAAUUUUUGUUUCAAUUGAAGAAGGAUGUAACUGAUAAAAGCGUGAGCAAAGAUGGUAGGAAAUUCAAUGCCAUGCUCGAAUCUGUUUUCAUGUUUUCUCCUUUGUUUUUUCACUUCAUUACUCUCCUUGUAGAGAAAUAGACAGCGACCCAGAGGCUGAAAUAUGGCCUGUAAAUUUGAUUUUAAUGAAGUGAUAAUUUUGGUGAA